Sardina pilchardus (European sardine) is the source of this 4268-nucleotide messenger RNA. RefSeq names its product myosin binding protein C3 (gene mybpc3). Gene Ontology annotation, molecular function: myosin heavy chain binding. The record is from RefSeq and is a predicted model, not a curated record. Lineage: Eukaryota; Metazoa; Chordata; Actinopteri; Clupeiformes; Clupeidae.
CAGAACCAGAGGGGAACUUUUAUCCAGGAUGCCUGAGCCAGCUAAGAAAACAGCAGAUGCCCCGGCUGAUGGGGUACCUCCAGAGCCAGCUGCCCCCACGGAGGCUCCAGCCGCCCCUGAACCGGCCCCCCCAGCCGCCCCUGAACCUGCCCCCCCAGCUGCCCCAGCUGCCCCUGUCCCAGAGACCAACGGCCACGGGCCGGACCCCAUCGCUGACCGGCGCCAGUCUAUGGAUCCCGGCGCUGAACGGCGGGGAUCAGUGGACACUCGGCAGGACCUUACUGGGCUGUUCACAGAGAAGCCUCAGAGUGCAGACGUCACAUUGGGUGGGAACAUCACGUUUGUGGCCAAGGUGAACGCCACCUCCCUGCUGAAGAAGCCCACGGUCAAGUGGAUCAAAGGCAAAUGGAUGGACCUGGCCAGCAAGAGCGGCAAACACCUGCAGCUCAAGGAGCUCUACGACCGCAACACAAAGGUGUAUACUUUCGAGAUGCAGGUAAUCGGUGCCAAAACCAGCUUCGCCGGAGGCUACAGGUGUGAGGUGUCAUCGAGGGACAAGUUUGACAGCUGCAACUUCGACCUGACUGUGCAUGAGGCGCGGGCAGCGGAGGAGUUUGAUAUCCGCGCCGCCUUUAGACGCACUAGCAUUGAUGGAGGUGAGGAUUCUGGAGAACUGGACUUCAGCUCAAUCCUCAAGAAAAGGUCAGUGUGUAUUAACGCAUUGCGGUCUGUCUUGCCCUGCUUGUGGCUUCUGCAUCUGUAUGAGAGCAGCAGUUUUGUAAAAGCUUCGCCGCGGGCCGUGCACAACGUGAGUAAAGAUGCGGAGACGGACGUGUGGGACAUCCUGCAGACGGCCAAGCCCACGGAGUACGAGAAGAUCGCCUUCCAGUACGGCAUCACCGACCUGCGCGGCAUGCUGAAGCGCCUGAAGAAGAUGAAGAAACCAGAGGAGAAGAAGAGCGCAGCGUUCCUGCGGGGGAUGGACCCUGCCUACCAGGUGGAGAAGGGACACAAGAUCAAGCUGGCCGUGGAGGUGGCUGACCCCGAUGCUGAGGUCAAAUGGCUGAAGAACGGUCAGCCCAUACAGCAGUCAGGAAGCAAGUACAUCUUUGAGAGUGUGGGAAACAUGCGCUACCUGACCAUCAGCCACUGCUCGUUGGCAGACGACGCUGCCUACACCUGCCUAAUCGGAGAGGAGAAGACCGUCACGGAGCUCUUCGUUAAAGAGCCUCCGGUGACCAUUCUCCAGAACCUGGAGGACCAGAUGGCGAUGAAGGGGGAGAGGGUGGAGUUUAUGUGUGAGGUGUCCGAGGAGGGAGCGCUCGUCAAAUGGGAGAAGGACGGCGUGGAGCUGACCCGUGACGAGUCCUUCAAGUACCGCUUCAAGAAGGACGGACACAAGCACUACCUCAUCAUCAACGAGGCCACCAGGGAGGACUGCGGCAACUACCGGGCCAAGACCAACGGGGGGUCAGUGGCUGAGCUCAUGGUGCAAGAGAAGGAGCUGGAGGUGUACCAGAGCAUCGCGGACCUGACGGUGAAGGCGAAGGACCAGGCCGUGUUCAAGUGCGAGGUGUCCGACGAGAACGUCAAGGGCACCUGGUUCAGGAACGGAGUGGAGGUGCAGGCCGACGCACGCACACACAUCACACACAUCGGCAGGAUGCAUAAGCUCACCAUAGAUGACGUGAAGCCGGAGGAUGAGGGAGACUACACAUUUGUCCCGGAGGGCUACGCAUUUAACCUCUCAGCCAAACUCAACUUCCUCGAGGUCAAGAUUGACUACGUGCCUCGCCAGGAUCCUCCAAAGAUCCACCUGGACACCUGCGGCCGAGUCCCAGAGUCCACUAUAGUGGUCGUCGCCGGAAACAAGCUGCGAUUGGACGUGCCAAUCACAGGAGACCCCGCCCCCACUGUGGUCUGGACAAAGGGUGAGAAGGGUAGAGCCAAAGCGGCGGAGGGGGAGGACAAAGAGGAGUCCGUCCGCACGUGGACCACCGACAAGAACGGGGAAGUGAUCACGGAGGCCACCUCGGACGGUCGCGUCCACGUGGAGACGACGAAGGGCCACUGCAUCUUCACCAUCGAGGGGGCGGAGCGACAGGACGAGGGCGUCUACUCCGUCAUCGUGCGCAACCCGGCCGGAGAGGACCAGGCCGACAUCACCGUCAAGGUCGUCGAUGUGCCCGAUCCUCCUCAGGCUCCCAAGAUCCUCAGCGUCGGGGAGGACUCCUGUGUGGUCCAGUGGGACCCUCCGCUCUUCGAUGGAGGAUCACCAGUCAUUGGUUAUGUGCUCGAGAGGAAGAAGAAGAAGAGCUACCGCUGGAUGCGUUUGAACUUUGACCCCCACAAGGACACCACGUACACAGCCAGGCGGAUGAUUGAGGGCAUGGCGUACGAGAUCAGGGUGUAUGCCGUCAACGCCAUCGGAAUGUCUCGCCACAGCAUGCCCUCCCAGCCGUUCGUGCCCGUCGCCCCAACCAGUGAGCCCCUGGGCCUUUGCGUUGAUGACAUCAGUGACACCACCAUCUCGCUGAAGUGGAAAGCUCCAGACAGGCUGGGAUCGGCUGAGCUCGACGGCUACGGGGUCGAGUACUGCAAGGAGGGCACUGAUGAGUGGAUUCCUGCCUUCGAGGGCCUCACUGACCGCACCUCGGUCACCAUCCGGGAGCUGCCCACAGGGGAGCGGAUGCAGUUCCGUGUGCGGGCGUACAACAUGGCUGGCCCCAGCACCCCAGCUAGCCUAGCACAGCCUGUCACCAUCCGAGAGAUUAUGCAACGUCCCAAAAUCUGGAUUCCCCGCCAUCUACGACAAACCCUGGUGAAGAAAGUCGGGGAGCCUAUCAACUUGGUGAUUCCCUUCCAGGGCAAACCUCGACCCAAAGUCACCUGGACAAAAGAUGGCGAACCACUGGAUGCUAAGCAGGCCAGCAUUCGUAACAGCGACAUAGACACCAUUCUCUUCAUCCGUCGGUCAGAACGCAAGGAUUCUGGGAAGUACGAGAUCAAACUCGAGAUCGAGAAUGUGGAGGACACGGCUGACAUCACCAUUCAGAUCGUUGACUUACCUGGCCCCCCUAUGAGUGUGAAGAUCUGUGAGGUGUGGGGCUUCAACGUGGCGCUUGAAUGGAAACCCCCCAAGGACAACGGUAACUGUGACAUCAGUGGCUACAUCAUCCAGAAAGCUGACAAGAAAACCAUGGAGUGGUACAACGUCUACGACGCGUACAGACGCACCAACUGUGUGGUGUCGGACCUCAUCAUGGGCAACGAGUAUCUCUUCCGCAUCUACUCCAUCAACAUGGUGGGCUGCAGUCUCGACCCCUGCGACACCAAAGACAGCGCCUUCAUCCAGAAAACAGGUUUUGUGUACAAGCCUCCCUCCUAUAAGGAGCAUGACUUCUCUGAGGUGCCCAAGUUCACCCACCCUCUCGUGAACCGCUCUGUCAUCACCGGCUACAACGUCACCCUCAGUUGCUCCGUUAGGGGCAUCCCCAAGCCCAAAAUCACGUGGUACAAGAACAAGAUGGACAUCUCCAAUGAGGCCAAGUACCGGAUGUUAUGCAAGCAGGGUGUGCUCACGCUCGAGAUCCGUAAGCCGUGUCCGUUUGACGGUGGCGUCUACAUGUGCAAGGCCGUCAACUCUACUGGGGAGGACAUAGUUGAGUGCAAGCUGGAAGUUCGCCCCUUACCCAAGGACGAGCCCAAGGAAAAGAAGUGAGAUGCCUCGGGAACCCUCUCCUAAUUUUGGACAGAAAGGCUGAAGCUGAAGAUGUCCCCAACUGCCCCUACUGCCCCCAUCUACCCUUUCUCCUGCACCUCUACGGGGCAUCUCCUACCUUCUGAGAUGGUGAUUGUCAAGUGACACGGCUCAAGGAUUUCAUUGGCUGUCAAGACAUCCCCCCCUGUGCUUCACUGCUCUUUGUGUUUGAUCUCCAUGUUGUGUGUGUGUGUGUGUGUGUGUGUAUGUGUAUCGUUAAUCCUAGUCACCAUCCUCAACAUUUGUGCAUUAAACAUCCUGUACCAUCUGCAUUUGUUGGUCUUCCUCAUUUCCAUCUUUCAUCUAUAUGUGUCUGUUUCCUCCUCUUUGCUGAAGGAUUUGUGCAUAGAGAACGUGUCCUUGGUUGUCUUUUAAAUAAAAGGAGGUUGGUGGGUAGGUGUGUGUGUGGGGGGGGGGGCUCCAAAGUACCAUUUCUCCUCCAUCUCACCGAUGGUAUAUUUAUUGUUGCCAUUAAUGCUUAAAUAAACUUGUUUUUUGUGGACGCUAA